This is a messenger RNA of Rhea pennata, 2029 nucleotides long. It is a transcript of the gene EIF4EBP3, whose product is annotated as eukaryotic translation initiation factor 4E binding protein 3. Gene Ontology annotation, molecular function: eukaryotic initiation factor 4E binding. The transcript is spliced from 3 exons. Lineage: Eukaryota; Metazoa; Chordata; Aves; Rheiformes; Rheidae. The record is from RefSeq and is a predicted model, not a curated record. Gene Ontology annotation, cellular component: cytoplasm. Gene Ontology annotation, biological process: negative regulation of translational initiation. The coding region runs from base 1407 to 1832 and encodes 141 amino acids.
UUCCUCCUUCUGGAUCAGUUCUGCUUCUUGUAGCACUCUCUUUACAGAUGGGUUGCCUGAAAUACCGGGUAUUGUUCAGGGGCUGGAAAUAAGGGCUGACUUGGCACCCUGGCAACCAGUGACAUCUUAAUUUGCAGAAGGCAAAACUUGAGGUAGUUCCUAGAAAAAUGCAGGGUUUCUUCACCUGAUUCUCUGUGACCAGCUGCCCAGAAGCAGAUAUUAGGAAAGCAGAGACCACCUCCCACCAGAGAAUAAUGUAAUGUAUUCUAUCCUAAGCUUCCUGUAAUCCUUUAAAUCUGGUAAGAGCUUCUCAAGUCAUUUCAGUGAGGAGGAAGAGGUUUCUUGCAUACUGUUCAAGAUGCAGGUUCACUGUCCACAUAGGCAGUAUUGAUUCCAGUAUCGCUGUGCCUUGGUAGCUUUCCAUUUGCUGCAUUAAGAGUAAACUUAUUUCUACUUUCACUCAGUUCUGCUGCAGUAACUACACUGAAUAUUUGGUCCAUUUCUCAAGCAGGUAACUACAGUGCAGUGUCCAAUGUAACAGGCCACUUUUGGUGGUCUCUCAGACCAGAGAGCAGAUGGAGACUUCCCCACCUUCCUUCCUUCCUCCUGCUGUUGCGUGUAAGGAAUGGUCAGGAGAGUUUCCCCAGGAAAAGCAUAAAGAAGGAGCAGCCAAAAGAGAGGAUUCAGUGAUAACUUGCAUGGAGUGAACUCUUAAGAUAAUGUAAUGGCGUGUGUUCUCUGUCGUGGUUACUUCUGAAUAUUCAGAAGUGCUCAAAGUAUGAAGUGCACAAGUAAUACCUGAGUACCAUAGGCAAAUAAACCUCAGACAGUAUGGAUGCAUUUAGACAUUCUACCUAGUAUUCAACAAGAAAAUGCAAAAAGACCUGAACUUUUGCUCUUACUGCCAUCCUGAUAAAUGCAAACGCCAGAGGAGAAACACUUGUGCUGACAAUAAUUGUAUUAAAAGUAAAUGGUGAAAGAAAAACAAAAUACCAUAUAUACAUACAUAGAUGUAUGUAUGUAUUGUUGUACAGUAGCUUUUGUGCAAACUAGGUGCUUGUCCUUGGGGUGCCCUAGAUGAAUUGGUGCAAAUGCUGCCCAGCAGACAGCCUCCCUUAGGAUCGCGCGACCAUGACUGAGUCUCGGGCGCCCGCUCCAGGGUGACGUGGGGCUGCCGGGCAGGUGAUGUAGCCCUUGCGCUAGCAGAGAGCCAGGAUGUGAUAGCUCUGGCUGUCCUCGUCGUUCGCACUUGCUGACCAGACGCAUCCGUUAGCGGAGAGGCAAGGCUGCCCGGGCUGCGCGGUUGCUCCGUGCCGAGCGCGUUUUAAAAAGUUGGACCCGUAGCGCUGCCUGGGGGGCGGGCGGAGGAGAGCGCGCCUGCCGCCCUCGGGCUGCUGGGGUAGAAGAUGGCUGGGAGCCCCGCGGGGGCGGGGCCGGGGGCGGAGCCUCCCUGCUCGGCCUGGCCUGCACACGUGUUGGGCCUGCCGCCCUGCACGGUUCGGCUCGGCUCCAUGGCCACGGCGGGCACUGCCACUGCCUCCUGCCCCAUCCCGGGCGGCCGCGAUCUCCCCGCGCCGGACGGCUACGGCUCCACGCCGGGCGGCACCCUCUACUCAACCACGCCGGGGGGUACCCGCAUCAUCUACGACCGCAAGUUCCUGCUGGAGUGCAAGAAUUCACCCGUGGCCAGGACCCCUCCCUGCUGCCUGCCCCAGAUCCCCGGUGUCACCUCCCCGGCCCAGCCCAGCCUCGUCAAGCUGGGGGAGCUCAAGGAGCAGAAUGAGAGUGAAGAAACCAUGCCAGAUCAAGACCAAUUUGAGAUGGACAUCUGAGUUCUCAGUUCCCCGUCUCCAGGCCAUGGCUGGGCCUGUUUCUGGGCCUUGUGGAGGUGCUGGCACCGCAAGUGGCUGGCUGCAGCCCUCUCUGUGAUGCUGGGGAUGGACGCGUGACACCUCAUGGGCUCCAGCACAACUGGCUGGUGCAACUGCCUAGAGAGCUCACGCUUGAUCAAUAAACACCAUGAAACCCC